This is a messenger RNA of Aplysia californica (California sea hare), 777 nucleotides long. RefSeq lists its product as uncharacterized. Bases 1 to 777 code for a protein of 258 amino acids. The transcript has a single exon. Gene Ontology annotation, biological process: DNA integration. NCBI's taxonomy places the organism in Eukaryota, Metazoa, Mollusca, Gastropoda, Aplysiida, Aplysiidae. Gene Ontology annotation, molecular function: nucleic acid binding. The record is from RefSeq and is a predicted model, not a curated record.
AUGGGAAUAGCUAAAUGCCGAGAGAGAGCAGCGCAGUCAGUGUGGUACCCACAGAUUGGGAAAGACAUAAAGGAAAGAGUGGCAAAUUGUCGACAGUGCUUGGAAGAGAGAGCAUCCCACCCCAAAGAGCCUCUGCUUCCAACGCCACUUCCCAACAGGCCAUUUGAGAAGGUAGCACUUGACCUGUUUGAACUGAAAGGUCAGUCAUUCGUUGUGGUCACCGACUACUAUUCACGUUAUCCAGAAAUUGGGUACUUGCCCAACCAGAAAGCCUCAACAUUAGUCAUGAAACUGAAAACCAUCUUUGCGAGACAUGGCAUCCCAGAGACAGUAGUCAGUGACAAUCAGACCAAUCUUACGUCACACGAAUUUCAACGAUUUGCCCAAGACUGGGGUUUCCAGCAUAUUACCAGUUCCCCACACUUUCCAUCUGGGAACAGAGCGGCAGAGUGCAGAGUCAAACUGUCCAAGCGCCUGUUAAGGCAAGAAGACUAUGCUCUGGCAUUGUUGACGUACAGAGCUACGCCAAUACCAGGACUGGGGACUAGCCCGGCAGAGCUAGUGAUGGGGAGGAAAAUGAAGACGAUACUCCCAACACUUCCCACAGUUUUACAGCCUUGCGCAGUCAACACGCAUCUGCUGCGCGAAAAGGACAGAGUCUACAAGCAGAAACAAAAGUCCUACCAUGACAGACACUUCGGAGCUUGGGCCUUGUCUGAGCUUAGACCAGGUGAUCCGGUUUUCAUCAAACUGGAUGGACAACAGGGUUGGAAGUAG